This is a messenger RNA of Spodoptera exigua (beet armyworm), 1635 nucleotides long. Lineage: Eukaryota; Metazoa; Arthropoda; Insecta; Lepidoptera; Noctuidae. The record is from the annotation of a GenBank genome assembly.
GUUUUGUACUAAAUUGAUCAGUUCAAUUCAAGCGUAUCAACAGUUCACGCGUGUUAAAAGAAUACAAAUAAAAUGUUAUUCUUCAUUAUUUUAAUCACAUUGUUCUCAUUAGUUUUAAAUCAAAGUGAAUCUGCUCGAAUAAUAGCAAUUUUUCCCGUACCGUCGAUAAGUCAUCAAGUAGUGUUUCGACCAAUAACAGAAGAAUUAGCCAGAAGAGGACAUGAAGUCACAGUUAUAACGACAGAUCCUGCCUUCCCAAAGGGAAGAACUCCAGCAAAUCUAACAGAAAUCGACGUCCAUGACAUUUCCUACGAUUUAUGGAAAAGUGUAUUCAUAGAACCAGCACAAGGGAAGAUGGAUGACGUGGUUCUAACCUUAAAACUAAUUUACGAUGCCAUAGCUGCAAUUGUAGAUGCUCAAUUUCAAGACGAAAAUGUUCAAAAAAUAAUCAAGGACAAGAAUAAAAAAUUCGAUCUCCUGCUUACUGAAGCUAUAGUGAGACCCACUUUAGUAUUUUCUCAUAUAUACAAAAUACCAGUAAUACAAAUUAGUUCCUUUGGUGGCGCUUUAGAUAACUAUGAGAAUAUAGGAGCUCCCGUACAUCCUAUACUUUAUCCAGCCCUUACUAGGCAGCGUCUUCAUAAUCUAACUCUUGUCGAAAAAGUCACGGAAAUAUACAAUGACUUUCAACUAAAAAUGGUAUAUAGAAAUCUUGAGGAAGUUGAAAAUCAAAUACUCAGAAAGCAUUUUGGAGACGAUGUUCCACCAGUAACAGAAUUAAACAAUAAUGUGGAUAUGCUGUUUCUAAAUAUAAAUCCAAUAUUUGAAGGGAUCCGACCGGUGCCUCCAUCUGUAGUGUAUAUGGGUGGACUGCAUCAAAAACCUAAUAAAGAAUUGCCUGCGGAACUAAAAUCAUAUCUUGAGUCUUCUAAAAAUGGAGUAAUUUACGUGAGUUUUGGUACUAACGUAGAUCCCACGCAAUUCCCAGCUGAUAGAAUUGAGGUUCUAGUAAAAACAUUAUCUCAAUUGCCUUACGAUAUUCUUUGGAAAUGGAACGCAGAUGUUCUACCUGGACGUACGGAUAACAUUAAGAUUGCAAAAUGGCUGCCACAAUCAGACCUGUUAAAACAUCCCAAAAUAAAGCUCUUUAUAAAUCAGGCUGGUCUUCAGUCGACAGACGAAGCCAUUUCAGCAGGAGUACCUCUGAUAGCCUUCCCAAUGUUUGGAGACCAAUCGUACAAUGCAGAGAGAUAUGAAUUUCUCAGAAUCGGAAAGAAAUUGGAUUUAAAGACACUUACAGUGCAACAUUUUACGAAUACCAUCAAGACUGUUAUUGGGGAUGGAAGCUAUCGUCAGAAUAUAGAGAAGCUGCGCAAUGUAAUGUUUGAUCAGCCUCAAUCGCCACUGGAACGUGCAAUAUGGUGGACGGAACACGUGCUGCGUCACGGCGGUGCGAGACAUCUGCGAGGACCUGCAGCCAACAUGUCGUGGACAGAGUACCUCGAACUAGAAUUAGUGUUCAUUCUAUUAUUAGCGCUAUUGGCAACCAUUGCAGUUUUAUUUGUAUUUUUCAGAUCUUUGUAUAGACUCAUUAUAGUAAAUACUAAACCUGAUAAAAAAUUAAAGCGGAGUUGA